Silurus meridionalis is the source of this 2383-nucleotide messenger RNA. RefSeq names its product lysophosphatidylcholine acyltransferase 1 (gene lpcat1). The record is from RefSeq and is a predicted model, not a curated record. Gene Ontology annotation, molecular function: calcium ion binding. The transcript has 15 exons. Bases 173 to 1732 code for a protein of 519 amino acids. NCBI's taxonomy places the organism in Eukaryota, Metazoa, Chordata, Actinopteri, Siluriformes, Siluridae.
ACGACUCCCUAUUGGACAGAGCGUGUUGCCUGUUGCGUGUGCGGUGUGUUAUUAUAGGGAAUCGGGUUCACAAGUGAGGAAAGCAUGCGAUUACUUAUGUUAGCGAAUGAUCUAGUGGAUUGAAUUUUUUUCUCAAUAUAGUUAAUUAAAGGUCUGUACUGACUGUGUGAUCAUGAGAAACAGAAAGCGGAUCGAGGCUGUAAAUGGAGCGGAAUCCCGACUUUCAGCGCACUUCACCAAUCCUUUUACACACGAGCUGAGGUUCACACCUGUGCACAAAGUCAAGAUUGCAUUGAUGACAGUGACGCUGUUUCCAGUGCGGCUGCUCGGCACUGCCUUUUUCAUGUUGCUCGCAUGGCCUUUUGUGUUCUUGGCCACUCUGGGCCGCACAGAGGAUGCCGUGGAGCCUCUUUCCUGGUGGAGGUGGCUGUUGGAUCUUAUCAUCAGAGGCUUGAUGAGGGCGAUGUGGUUUUCCGGAGGUUUCCACUGGAUUCGGGUGAAAGGCCGACCAGCUCAGGCCAGUGAAGCACCCAUCCUCACGCUGGCACCGCACUCCUCUUACUUUGAUGCCAUUCCUGUGACUAUGACUAUGGCCUCGAUAGUAAUGAAAUCGGAGAGCAAAGACAUUCCUGUCUGGGGCACACUGAUUAAGUUCAUCCGUCCGGUGUUCGUGUCUCGCUCGGAUCCUGAUUCUCGCAGGAAGACCGUGGAGAAGAUUAAACGCCGAGCGUGCACAGCAGGCCAGUGGCCUCAGAUCAUGAUAUUUCCUGAGGGGACCUGCACCAACAGAUCCUGCCUCAUCACAUUUAAGCCUGGUGCGUUUAUUCCUGGGGUUCCAGUGCAGCCGGUGGUUCUGCGCUAUCCUAAUGAACUGGACACAAUCUCAUGGACGUGGCAGGGUCCUGGAGCGUUUAAGAUUCUAUGGCUCACGCUGUGUCAGAUCCACAAUUCUAUAGAGAUCGAGUUCCUUCCUAUUUACACACCCUCGGAGGACGAGAAAAGGGAUCCGACUCUGUUUGCCAGCAAUGUGAGACGCAUCAUGGCCAAAGCUCUGCAAGUACCAACUGUAGACUACUCAUUUGAAGACUGCCAGCUCUCCAUGGUCAAAGGUCCACUGUGUUUACCUAGCAGCACAUGCCUACUGGAUUUUUCCAGACUGGUGCGUACACUCGGUCUGAAUGUGGGAGUCACAGAUCAGGUCCUGCAGGAGGAGGGCAAGAAAGCAUGCAGUCUCUGUAGACAUAAACUGAGCCUGGAGGAAUUUGCAGCGUACUUAAACCUUCCAGUGACAGAAACACUGCAGGACAUCUUUGCACUCUUUGAGGAGCACGGUCAGAUGGAUGUGAGGGAAUACAUCAUCGCUCUUUCCGUGAUCUGCAGACCCUCAAAGUAUCUCAACACUCUUCAGCUCGCCUUUAAAAUGUUUGGGGCUAAGGAAGACGGCGCCGUCGUAGAAGACGAGUUAGCGGUCAUUUUGAAAUCAGCCCUCGGAGUGGAAGAUUUUGAUGUGGGUGAAGUCUUCAAAGCUGUCGAUACACAAGACAAAGGAAAGAUCACGUUUGAUAAAUUUCGAUCUUUUAUGGAGAGCUGUCCGAACUUCACAGAGUCCUACCACUGUGUCGAUGAACCAAUCACACACACGGGACUCGUACAUCCUGCAUCCGACAGCUUCUGCCCCGAAUUCAGUCCUCAGGAACAAAAAACACAAAGAGAAAGCAAGAAACACGACUGAUGAGGCUGUGGACUGGUUGUGGGUUUGGAGAACGCAGACAACAGCAGACCAGCGGUCAUCAUCAGGCCCCCCAGGGUCAGCAUCCCAGUGCCAGCCUGUACACACAUGUUCAGGGCCUUGUUGUAUCGCAUGGCAUGGUGAUCCACAAAGAGCAAUUCUCCCUCGCCGAAUGCCUCAAUUCGAGUUGGAACGGCAAAACCCACCGCCAACAUCACCAAACCGACAGCUAACAGGACAGUUCCAACUGCAAGAGAAAUCUGAAAGGCACAGGAAGAGCUAUGACCAACUCUGCAUUAAAGUAGUGUAGUAGUUGCAAGUAGUUUUUAACACAUACUUUUACACACAGUAGGGAACAUGUAUAACUGAAUGUGUUUUACUGGGAGCAAACUAUGUACAUAGUUCAUUCAAACUAUGUACAUAGUCGUGUCCCCUAGAUAAAUGUCUAGCUUGCUAACUAGCCAGCAAAAGAAGGCAAUCAAUAGCCAAUCUGUUAUUCAUAGCUGACACCAUGAGCUCCAACAGAUACACUGUCAGUGUUACAGUUAAAAACCUUUGGUUUUUUUAUUCCCUUGUUUUUUUAAUCAACUGAAAAUGAUUGCAAAACUAUAACUAGAUCAGAACUAUACUAGUAUAAUAAAGUCGACCACCAUA